CCAUGUUGGGCUUCGCCCUCUGACUAGGAAGCGGCGCUCGCCGGCUAGCAGGACAGGGAGAGAGGAAGAGGAAGGGAGGAAAUGAGGCUGGCGGGGCCGCGGGGAGCGCUUUCCCCUUAUGCACGCGCCAGCUGAGGCGGCGGCGGCGGAGGGCUCGUCUGUGGCAGGGAGGAGAUGGAGGCGGCAAAGGCAAAGAUGGGCUCUGAGGACGUGCUUCGGCAGACCAGCCGGCUGGCCUCUUCCAGCGCCCUCUUGCAGAUACUGUUCCGCCUAAUUACAUUUGGGUUAAAUGCUUUUACCCUACGAUAUGUUUCAAAGGAAAUCAUUGGCAUUGUGAAUGUAAGGCUGAUGCUGCUUUAUUCUACAGUUGUUUUCUUAGCCAGAGAGGCAUUCCGAAGAGCUUGUCUGAGUGGAAGUACAAGGAGAAACUGGACCAAAACAUUUAAUCUUUUGUGGACAAUAGUCCCCUUGGGCGUGUGUUGGUCUGUAUUCCUGGGCUGGGUCUGGCUAGAUAUACUUGAAGUUCCUGAUGAAAAUGCUGUUCCUUACUACAACUUUGGAGUGGUUGCCUUUGGUCUUUCCGCUGUAAUUGAACUUCUAGGUGAACCUUUUUGGGUUUUAGCCCAAGUACACUUAUUUGUAAGGCUAAAGGUAAUUGCUGAAAGUCUCUCAAUCAUUUGCAAAUGCUUUUUAACAGUUAUUUUAGUAGUUACGUAUCCUCACUGGGGGCUUUACAUCUUUUCUUUGGCCCAGCUUCUAUACACCAGCGUUCUGGUUUUGUGCUAUAUAAUGUAUUUCAUGAUGUUUCUGGGUUCUCCUGAAGCAACCAAAAAAUCAUUUCCAGUUACUCGUAUGAUAUCUGUUUUACCUAAUUUUGGACAAGAUGAGGAAUUUGUUAACUGGGAAGAGGCUAAAUUGACUUGGAGUUUCUUUAAGCAAUCAUUCUUGAAGCAAGUUUUAACAGAGGGUGAACGGUAUGUCAUGACGUUCCUGAACGUGUUAAAUUUUGGAGACCAGGGAGUGUAUGACAUAGUGAACAACCUUGGUUCUCUGACGGCUCGAUUUAUAUUUUUGCCAAUAGAGGAGAGUUUUUAUGUUUACUUUGCUAAGGUUCUGGAACGUGGAAAAGAUACCAGGUUUCAAAAACAGGAUGAUAUCUCCAUGGCAGCAGCUGUAUUAGAAUCACUGUUGAAACUUGUGCUUCUGAUUGGCCUGACUAUUACAGUUUUUGGUUAUGCAUAUUCCCAGUUGGCACUGGAUCUUUAUGGAGGUUCAAUGCUCAGUUUGGGAUCAGGGCCAAGUCUCCUGCGUUGCUAUAGUUUAUAUGUCUUGCUGCUUGCUGUUAAUGGGGUAACAGAAUGUUUUACAUUUGCUUCAAUGUGUAAAGAAGAAGUGGACAGGUACAAUUUUGUCAUGCUUGCUUUGUCCUUGGUUUUUCUGUGCAUGUCCUAUUUCUUGACCUAUUGGCAAGGCAGCAUAGGAUUCAUCUUUGCAAACUGCUUCAACAUGGGGAUCCGAAUCGCACACAGCAUCCGCUACAUCCACAACUAUUUUGCACAGACCCCUUAUAAGCCUUUAAAGGGCCUCCUUAUAUCACCGUUGCUGUUGGUUGUUUAUGUCAUCUGCGGAGUGGCCAUGGGCUUUUCAGAGGUGUUCCUGUGCUGUGAUAAAGGGUGGCUGGCCAGGUUAAUUCACGUUGCUGUAGGAGCACUGUGUUUUACAGCAACUCUUGCCACUAUAUUCUUCACAGAGACCAAGCUGAUCCAUUUUGUUAAGAAACACAUUUUGUCAAGAUAUACCAAAGAAGUGCUAAAAUAAUCAUGUACAGGCUAAUUUCUGUACAGUGGUACCUCUAGAUGCAAAUGGGAUCCAUUCCGGAGUCCCAUUCGCAUCUAGAAGCAAAUGUAACCUAUGUUCGUGCUUCUGCGCGUGUGUGGGUCAUGUUUCGGUGCUUCUGCGCAUGCGCGUGAUGUCAUUUUGAGAGUCUGUGCAUGCGCAAGUGGUGAAACCCAGAAGUAAUGUGCUCUGUUUCUUCUGGGUUGCCGUGAAGCACAACUCGAACGCGCUCAUCCCGAAGCACAUUCAACCCGAGGUAUGACUGUAUAUGAAAUGCAUAUAUUUGCUAUGGAGGAGAUAUACGGAGAAUUAAAUACGUAACUACUAUAAUAUACAGGUGAUACUGUCCGUGAAACAUACACAACUGAUAACAAGGUAAUUCACAGCAAUUUAAGCUGAUACAUUUGUUCAAAACACCAAAAUUACACCCGUGGCAAGCAACUUGGUAAGUUUACAGCGGAAGGUUACUGCUGCCCAGUAUAUGAAUGCAAAUAUUACACAUAAACUUCACUUGCGGAAGCCAGCUGGAAAGUACUGGGCAUUACUCUUGUGAUGCUACACUGAUGUCACAUUGAACUGUAAUAUACUUUAGAGACUGGAGGUGCACAUCACUUGACUGCUUCUUAACUCUUGACAGUUAGUUUACUCCCAAAUUUUAUUCUAAUCCCAAAACAAAAAAAUAGUUAAGAACACUGGAGUCCAGCUAUUUGCACUGGCCAGGGCGGAAGGUUUUUUUUGGGGGGUGGGAUGGGGUGGAUUUUGCUGUGGCAGCAUGAGGCUGGUGCAGCAGAGAGAUUGGAUUAGGCCUAUUUCUGGUAACAAACCAGAAUGCCCCAUUUGGGAGGUAUAAUCUGCUGGUACCUUUUGCUUACCUGCAGUUUAGGUGGGCCCAGCCAGGAGUUUGAGAGAGGUGGCGUCCCCCAUGCCAGGACAACCGUGCAGAAUGUGGUGGAUGGGACAGCUUUGCCUCAUCAAAACACCCUUCAGUUUGGUGGAUUGCUGUGCUUAAUAGGUAGUUUGUCUGAAAUGUCAUGUAGCCAUGCAAAAUUGUUGUUGGACUAUGACGCAUUUUAGGAUUGAAUUGCUUUACUUUAUUGUGCCUGAGCCUGGAAGGCACUAUAAAAGAAUUUAAAUUAUUUUUUUUGCUGCCCUUAUAAGAUUAUUGUAAUCUAGACAAGCAUCUCUGGCCCCUGUAAAAAGUGCUGUUUGUAGCACAUAGCUGCAAACCCCUUAACUACAUUGGGACCGCUGAAGAAAAUGAGAUAUUUUUUCCAUGUAUUCUAUAUCUCAUGAUUUACCAGUAAUUCUUAAAACAGUUGUUAGUAAAAAUGGAUAGAAGAGGCAUAAAAUAAGCAUAGGAGAUUUUUCCUCAUUUAAAAUUAGGAUUUUCAUAUAUUGAUGCCUUAACUAUUUUAAAAAUAGUUUUGAGGGCUGCUGUAAGCUAAUGUUUUGAAAGCCUUAUAGGGGAACAGGAAGAUUAUCUGGAGAACUGGUAAAUACAAAAGCCAGAAUACAGUAUUACAAGAAUAUAUAUGGACAAAUAAGGUUUGUUGUCAGUAAAGCUGAAACUUGAAAAGUAUUAAGAACAUAACUGUUUACUAUAAACAUCUCUUAUUUUGUUUAACGCAAACAAAUCAAGCCUAAAAGCGACUGUUCCUAUUUCCUUCAGCUUGAGGAAUUGCAAUGUAUAGGAUUGCACUAUAAAGGCCUCAUCACGCCUAAAUUUUGAACAAGGCUAUAACAAGUGUGUGUGUGAUAUGGUAAGAGUGUCAGCCGAAUCAUAUUCUGCACUAUAAUGAGACUAUGGUUGAGGAAGUAUGUUCUAUGAUUUACAAUUAGAAAAUGGUUCAGCUGUCUGUUUUGAAAACUGGACAUGUAGGAGACAUAAUUUGAGGGUGGUCCAUACAAAAUUUGGGGAAAAUUAUUAUUAUUAUGAAUGAGUUAAACAUUUGCUAAGAGAGUAGCAUGUUGACAGAUGCUGUGCAUUUUUCUUUUAUGGACUAUGCUAGGGUAUUUUUAAAAAUAGCCAUUUGUACUGCAUCUUGUACUGGGGAAAUGGUUUAUUGUAUUAGUUUAAGGGGCACAUCUAGUAUGUGCUGUUUUGACAAAUAGUACUUUUGGUAUGUAGUUUUUUUUCUUAUUGAAGAGACAUUUUUCUGGCCAAUGUUAGUCAAUAGACUUGAUUAUUCUGCUGUUGCCAGGUAACAGUUUUUGGCCAAUCUUAGCCUCAGAAAGUACAGAAGCUUGCUGUUGCUAGGCGAGAUUCACACAGACCAGGCCUCAGCCUUGAAGAGUUGUCCAAAAUGUUAACAGUUAAACCAACAGGUUGUUUAAUUGAAUGUAUUUUUUUUAUAAUAUAUGUUUUCUAGUAUGUUCAUGAAAUGUUCUGUGGAAUCAGGAUUGACUUCUGUUCUCUGCUCAUAAGUAUGCAUACAUUGCCGAUUCAUUGUUUCAAAAAAUGUCAGAAACAAAUUAAAAGGUUUCUAUAGAGGCAACACCCUUUUUUAGUUAAAUGUAUAAUUUGUUUCCAGAGUUUGCAACUGUUUGUUAUCUUGUAUGGCAGGGAUAUACAUUUAAGAAUGCAGUAAAGUUGUAGGGGGCCAAAACAUACCUGUGAUUGUAAGCUGUGAUUAAUGAAAGUGAAUGGGUCUGUUCUUCUUUGUUGUUGGUUAAAACUGUAUGUCUUUUGGGUUGCUGGAUUUUAGAAAUUCUGCAUUCCUUUCACUGUAAUUCUAAACACACUAAUGAGCAGGCUUUGUUGAAUGCCAUGGGAUAUACCUCUGGACAAACAUGCUUAAGAUUGCAAUGCAGGACCCAAAAUGAGUAAAACAUUAUUUUAUUAAAUUUAAUGUUAAAAUUGAAUAAGUCCUUAAAUUUGUACUUCUGAAAGAAAAACAUCCUUGGUUGCUAACUUGGGGGUGUGUGUGUGUGAAUGUAAAAGUGCUAGUGGAAAGCACACUUGGUAGCAAAUGUCAAUCAACUUGUGAGGCAGUUGCUAAAUGUAUGGUGUUGAAAGAUGCUUUCUUCAUUGCUAUCUUUGACCCAUUGACUCAUUUACAGGCACACUCCUCAUUCUGCCUUGUAGGGUCAUGUGUAGGCACUGCACGAGUUGUAAAUCAAAUGUUUAAAUUAUUUAAUUUUGAUUAAUUUUCCCAUGUAAUCUUACCUACAAAAAUCCAUACCACAGCAAAUACGUAUCCUACAAGAUAGACUAAACAACACAAACUGCCUCUCUGGAAUUAGUUUUAACAUUUCUCCAAAGUUUAAUAUAAUCUGAAUACGUAUUAUUGAAGCUCUGCCUUAUAAAACAAAAAGUUGGAAUAUUUUAUAUUCUGAAAGUGAAGGCAAGUCUGGUUCUAUUUUCUUUCCUGUCUUAAUUUUAUUAUAAUAAAAAAAGCAAAUCUUA
Podarcis muralis (Common wall lizard) is the source of this 5242-nucleotide messenger RNA. RefSeq names its product RFT1 glycolipid translocator homolog (gene RFT1). Gene Ontology annotation, biological process: glycolipid translocation; dolichol-linked oligosaccharide biosynthetic process. Gene Ontology annotation, cellular component: endoplasmic reticulum membrane. NCBI's taxonomy places the organism in Eukaryota, Metazoa, Chordata, Lepidosauria, Squamata, Lacertidae. The record is from RefSeq and is a predicted model, not a curated record.